CUCCAAUCAAUGCCGCCAGAGCACCUGGCUCGGCCUUGGACCCUAUCAAAGGAUCCAAGCUACCCCGCGAUAAGACAUGAGCUGCCAAUUGACACUCGUCCGUGAGGUGUUCGAUAGGUGAAUUCAUCGACCCCUCCUCAGUGGCCAUGGAGUCGACUUCUUAAAACCAGACUGGCCACCUUAAAGAUUAAGUUUCUCAGCUCCCGGCGCCUCUCCAACCCCGCACCAAUCGUAAACUCGCGCAAAACAUCACUUAACCUGACCAAGGAAGAGACCGAGUAAAAACGAAUUUCGAGUUUCCAGUCGAAAUGGGCAAGAAGCGUGUUCUCGUUAGCUAUGGCGUCGACGUCGAUGCGGUCGCUGGUUGGUUGGGGUCUUAUGGAGGAGAGGAUUCUUCGAACGACAUCAGCAGAGGUUACUUUGCAGGAACUAUUGGCGUACAGCGAGUACUCAAGUUGCUUGCCAAGUACAACAUCAAGGCGACAUGGUUUAUUCCAGGACACAGCCUCGAGACGUUCCCGGAGGACAUGGCCGCGGUUCGAGACGCCGGGCACGAGAUCGGCCUUCACGGCUACUCACACGAGAACCCGACCGACAUGACCAUUGAGCAGCAGAGAGAUAUUCUCGACAAAACAUACCGCAUGCUCACAGAUUUCGUGGGCAAGCCUCCCAGAGGCAGCGUCGCUCCGUGGUGGGAAACAAGCAGAGAGGGAGCCCAGCUUCUACUCGAGUACGGCAUCGAGUACGACCACAGCAUGAGCCAUCAUGACUGCCAGCCGUAUUACCUACGGAUCGGCGAUGAAUGGACGAAAAUCGACUACACAAAGAAGGCGAGCGAGUGGAUGAAGCCUCUUGUCAGGGGACAGGAGACCGGGCUCGUCGAGAUUUGCUCGAACUGGCACCUUGACGACUUGCCGCCGCUCAUGUUCAUCAAGGAUGCGCCCAACAGCCACGGCUUCGUCAACGCGAGAGACGUGGAAGACACCUGGAGAGACCACUUUGACUACUUUUACCGGGAGUACGACGAGUUCAUCUUCCCGCUAACCAUCCACCCGGAUGUGUCGGGUCGCCCGCACGCUCUGUUGAUGCAUGAGAGGCUCAUCGAACACAUGAUGAAGCACGAGGGCGUCGAGUUCGUUACGAUGGAGCAGAUCUGCGACGAUUUCAAGGCAAAGAACGCGCCAGCCGAAGGGGCCAUCAUGCCCGCGGAACCGGGCGCCAUUCUUAAAAAGGCAUCGCAGUAGCAAACAAUCAGCUUG
Messenger RNA from Colletotrichum destructivum, 1259 nucleotides. RefSeq names its product Putative NodB domain, glycoside hydrolase/deacetylase, beta/alpha-barrel. Gene Ontology annotation, molecular function: hydrolase activity, acting on carbon-nitrogen (but not peptide) bonds. NCBI's taxonomy places the organism in Eukaryota, Fungi, Ascomycota, Sordariomycetes, Glomerellales, Glomerellaceae. The record is from RefSeq and is a predicted model, not a curated record. Bases 309 to 1244 code for a protein of 311 amino acids. The transcript is spliced from 2 exons. Gene Ontology annotation, biological process: carbohydrate metabolic process.